UCUGGCUAGAACGUAUACAGCUUUUGUCAAAUGAACGUCAGAGUUGACUUUUCGUAGCAGUUAAGGAGAAUUUACGAAGCAGCUUGUGAAAAUUAACAUAGCAGGUUAGGCUAAUUAUGUUAAGGAUAGGGAAAGGGUUAGCUAAAUUGCAUUUUUUAUUUUAAUUUUUGUACUUUUGACUUUAAAUUUGCCAAUAGCUGGAACCCUUCUAGCCAUGACCGACUGAAUUUAGUCAUUUAUUAAAAUAAAAUGGCGUUACCGGCUGUCAAUCGUGCACUCUUUGCUAAUAGGAGUCAAAUAAAACAAUUUAUUUCAGAGGGAUUACGCAACCUGUCUUUAAGUAGUCGAUGUAAUUUUAGUACACAAUCAUUGCAAUGUCUGAAAACGGCGACUACUCAAUCGAAUGCUGCCACUGUGCACAGAAGGUCACAGCUAUACCGCAACUGCGAAAGCAAUGGGGAUGAAAAUAGCCGUGCUACUAGUAACUGGACUUAUGCAAUGUGGAGUGCAAUUGCGUUCUCUUUCUUCAGCAAAGCUGAGGAGGACACCAGAACUGAGGCCCAGAAGAAAGAAGAUGAGAUCAUUUUACUUUUGAAGAGAGCCAAGCUCGGUAUAAUGCGGGGGCAGCUGCAUGGAGCCAAUGGAUUCCUUCACCAGGCAAUUGCGCUGGCCCACCAGACUCACAAUACACAAGCUAUCAUCUAUACCUACAGCCUGAUGGCAAACCUUGCCUAUGUCCAAGGUGAGCUGGAUAAUGCAGAGAAACUGUUCAAAGCGGCCAUGAGUUUCAUGUUGUCCGGAGGAACACCACAGGACGACAAUGGGGUCAUUGAGAUGUCCUUGAAGCUUGCUACCAUAUAUGCCGGCCAGAAUAAGAAUGACUUGGCAGAGACUGGUUUCCAGUUUUGCACUGAAUCCCUUGAAGCCAAGUUGGAGAAAUUCAAGGAACUUCCUGCUGAGGAACAGUCAGAGGAGUUGCGGAUGGAGACCCGGCUCCUGCUGGGCCUGACCUUGGACUCCCACGCUCGCUACAUGGCCGCCACACACCGCCUGAGCCGGGCGGCACUGGACUACAAGCGAGCCCUGCUGAUUUGCCGGGAAGAGCAGGGAGAGACCCACCCACAGUCGCUGGUGCUGCUGAGUGACCUGGCCACCAUCCUGGACCUGCAGGGCCGCCACGAUGAGGCCCUGCCCCUGGUAAAGCAGGCAGUGGAGCUGAGCAGAGAAGCCGGCCACCCUGACCAGCACGUGUUGUUGGGAAACAUGGCAGGCGUCCUACUGCACAAUGGUCUGUUUGAGGAGUCUGUGAAGCUGUACAAGGAGGCCCUGGCUCUGGCCCAGUCCGUAGGAGAUGAAGAAGCAGUAGAGCAGAUCCGGGAGGGGCUGAAAGAGGUGGGCAACAGGAGGAAAGCACAGAAGGCGGAAGCAGAAGCCCCCAAGACUGAGACCGAUGCCCCCAAGACUGAGACCGAAGCCCCCCAAGAAUGAGACCGACUGACGGGCUGGAUCAACCAAACUAAUCUUAACACAACCCCAAGCCAUCUCUCUUAACCUGUCUGUGUUUGCAAAGGAACCAAAAUUAGAUGGGUCGUGUAAGCACAAGAUACAGAGCACAUGGCUUACAGUGGGGAGAACAAGUAUUUGAUACACUGCCGAUUUUGCAGGUUUUCCUACUUACAAAGCAUG
Messenger RNA from Coregonus clupeaformis (lake whitefish), 1686 nucleotides. RefSeq names its product tetratricopeptide repeat protein 19, mitochondrial. The record is from RefSeq and is a predicted model, not a curated record. Bases 250 to 1488 code for a protein of 412 amino acids. The transcript is spliced from 10 exons. Gene Ontology annotation, molecular function: protein binding. Gene Ontology annotation, cellular component: mitochondrial inner membrane. Gene Ontology annotation, biological process: mitochondrial respiratory chain complex III assembly. Lineage: Eukaryota; Metazoa; Chordata; Actinopteri; Salmoniformes; Salmonidae.